UUCUACAAGUGAGUUCAUUCAAUAGAUUGGUUUUUAUUUCUACAAAUAAACAUUAUUUAAUUUCCUUUCGGUUUCGUCUCUCCUUUUUUAUUUUCUUUUCCGCAACUUGAUUCCAUCCAAGUCCACCAUGUUUAUCUUCAACCUGAUCUCCAAACCCACAAUUUUGUAACCCCCCCCCCCCCUCCAUGUGUUCUCUGAAUCUCUCAACCAUGGAUUUGGACGAUGAUAAACGUGCUAAAAGAAGGAAAACCCAGACUGAAGAAGAUGAUGAUGAUCAUCAUCAUCAUCAACCACAGCCAACAGCCAUGGAAACCCUUCCCAACGAAAUCAUCGUCGACAUACUUUCGAGGUUACCCAUCACAUCUUUGGUGCAAUUCAAGUUCGUAUGCAAACGAUGGCGUGCCUUAACUCAAGACCCUGUUCUUGCCGAUAUGCAUCUUUCAUGGAAAGCUGAUGGAAACGACUCCUGCCUCAUCCUUCACUGUGAUUUUCCCAUACGAAACCAGCUUUAUUUCCUGGAUUUAUCAGCUCACAACCAAGACAAAGACAAGGUAAAAAGGUUAUAUGUACCUUUUCAAGCUACCAUGCCUGAAUUUGAUGUUGUAGGUUCCUGUAAUGGUUUAUUAUGCUUAUCUGACUCGUUAUACAACGAUGCACUUUAUGUUCACAAUCCUUUCACCAUGGAUUGUAUAGAGCUACCAAAAUCUAGACAAUACUCUGAUCAAGAACUCGUUUUCGGAUUCGGAUUCCAUCCCAAAACCAAGGAAUACAAGGUAGUUAAGAUAGUUUACUAUAGGAAUACUAGUAGUUACAGUCGUGCCCGAAGAACUGUCUAUCCACAAUCAGAUGUUCAAAUUUACACACUAGGAAGCUCUUCGUGGAGGAGUCUAGGGAAAGUAUCAUAUCAAUUCGUAAGGCGGCCUUCGGAGGCUUUGGUUAAUGGAAGACUUCAUUGGGUGAGUAGGCCAAGACGAUACCAUCCGGCUCGCCGUCUUAUCUCCUUCGACUUAGCGGAUGAACAAUUCCGGGAAGUCCCGAAACCGGAUUGUGGUGGUUUAAAUAGGUGUAACUUUCAUCUGUCUGUUUUAGGUGGUUGUCUUGCUGCAGCUGUUUAUGGGAAUUAUGGGAAGUUGGAGAUAUGGGUUAUGAAGUGUUAUAACGUGAAUGAAUCUUGGGUUAAACAAUUCACCAUUGGAGCAUACAUGCCCAAGUGUUUGAAGCUGAAUUUGGAUCGACAUAGGCCUUUGAAGAUAUGGAAGACUGGUUCCAAUGGGAAAGUGGUUCGAGUUCUGUGUUUACUAAACAAUGGGGAAGUAUUGUUGGAGUAUAAGAACAGGGUUUUGGUGUCUUAUAAUCCAAAGAAAGGGAAAUUCAGAGAUCUUGUAUUUCAUGGGUUACCUAAUUGGUUUCAAACAGUUGUUCAUACAGGCAGUUUGAAUUGGCUUAACACCGUUCAUUGAUUGUGAGUUUGCUGAUCUCGUUUUAGAUAAAAGAAAAAAGUUUAUGCAUUCCAAUGUUAAUUUGUUUUUGUAAUUCCUCAAUUUAGCUUGAUACAUAGCAUUGUCAUUUUAUGAGUAUUGUUAAUUAUAUACAAUCCAAAUUUGGGAAAUUUUAGAUGAUGAA
This is a messenger RNA of Gossypium raimondii (Peruvian cotton), 1623 nucleotides long. RefSeq names its product F-box protein At3g07870. Lineage: Eukaryota; Viridiplantae; Streptophyta; Magnoliopsida; Malvales; Malvaceae. The transcript has a single exon. Bases 186 to 1460 code for a protein of 424 amino acids. Gene Ontology annotation, molecular function: protein binding. The record is from RefSeq and is a predicted model, not a curated record.